Canis lupus familiaris (dog) is the source of this 1702-nucleotide messenger RNA. RefSeq lists its product as uncharacterized. NCBI's taxonomy places the organism in Eukaryota, Metazoa, Chordata, Mammalia, Carnivora, Canidae. The transcript has 4 exons. The record is from RefSeq and is a predicted model, not a curated record. The coding region runs from base 1 to 765 and encodes 254 amino acids.
AUGUCCUGGACAGAGCGUGGGCAGCACUCACAUCAGUGCACGGGUCCUGGUCUGCUGGUGGUGGACACACAGCAAGCCCUUGGGUCCCAGGUGACCUCACCUCUCUGGGCUCUGUCCAGGGCUAAAUCAGGUGUCAGGACGCGGUCCUCUUCAACACUGAGGACUAACCCGUUUGGUGUUUCCACUGGUGGGCGACGGACUCCUGCCUGGGCUGCUCCCGGCGUUUGGCCGUUCUGUGCGUCCUCAAUCUGUGUGAAAGCCAGUGAGCACGUCUGGACCUUGGAGGGGACGGCGCCCACAGGGCAGGUUGCAGGAGAGGAGGUGUGCAAAGCAGCUGGCGCGGUACCUGGGCGUCAUACUGUGUGUGGAGCCAACCUCGCUGUCCGCUUGGCCCCCGACCCCACCCCUGGCCUCCGGGGGUACCCCGGCCCCUGCGCCCACCCGGGUCCCGAGCAGAGGGCCAGCCACGGGCUCUCUCGGCGCCUGUGGCUCCCGGGAUUCCUGUGGUUAGGAUCCCGACUCCUCUUUAUUGUUUUUAAAGUGUUUUACUGUUGGGAAGCCUCAAGCGUCUCCACGGAGGACGUAAAUAAAGGUAAUAACUUGGCCAUCAGGAAGUUUCUCCUGGCGGGUCCGCCUGGAGCGCCCCGCCCGCUGCAAGCAAGCCCCGCCCGGCAGCCAGCGCAGCGGGAGGGGGGCAGCCUGUCUCCCGCCCUUUCUGGGUCAGCUCCCUCUUAUUCUCUGAGCUGCCAGCACAGCGCGGGGUAGGCGUGGGCUCCGGCCCCCGGGAGGGGCGUGGGGCAGCCUGUCAAGUGGACUCGUGACAAGUCCGCCGCCCUCCCACCUCCCCCCGCCGGAUGUGCAGAGGGCACACGGGGACACAGAGAUUAGGGCCCGGAGCUGGGGGUGGGGGAGGCAGUGAACUUGGCGACGGUGGGCAUGGGCUUUGGGACCAGGCCCUGGUGCCCGGGGCUCAAUGUCUGGGCCGGUCCCAUCGGCCCCCCAAGCCUCCGCUCUUUGGGUGUAGAAUCCAGACGGUGGGCGAUGGUCUGCGCUCCCUGGGGCUGGGCCCGGAGGGUCCUGCUGGCAGCCCUGGGCUGAGGCCUGCCCCGCACUGUCCCAUGCAGGCCGCCUGCAGGGGGCCGUGGGGCUUCCCCGUCUCCCACCCGACGCAGAGGAGGCACCAGGCUCACCCAAGCAGCCGUGCAGGGGUGGGGACUGAGCACUGGCUGGUGGCAAAGCUCCCCUGGAGGAGCCCUGCUGUUCCCUGGUGGCAGGGUGGGGGUGCUGGCCUCAUUUGAGAGGUGGUUUGCUCGGGGGCCUGGAAUCAAGCCGGAUUAAUUAGACCCGGCAGGCCUGAGCCUGAGAAGGCCCAGAGGGUCCCCAGGCUGCUCACUUCCCAAUUUUCAUCUCUGACAGCUGAGGGCUUCUAUCAGCCACCAACCCUGGGCCUCUGUCUCCUUUCCUUUAAAAUUUGUGACAGCACUUUUUUUUUUUUUACUUUUAUACUUAGUAACACUUAAAAAAAAAAAAACCCAAAUAUACAUGCCCUAUAAGAAACCAUUCAGAAUGUACAGAUAUUUACCAAAUGUGACCGUUUGGCCCAAGGCCAGAGUGGUGGCCCUUGGGUGUUUAGGGGACCUUCUGGGCUGGUGGGUGGGCGGUGUGGCUGGACGCCGGCCACGGGGAAGAUGCAGGACCAGGA